GACGUGCUCGCCUCCCACAAUUGACAGCUGUUGUGACUGGAAUUUCUCGGUUCGCAUAGUAAACGCACCGCACCAGAAUGAGCGAAAUGACGUGGAAGGAUUUCUUGAGUCAGGCCCAAGAGUUUCUCAAAAUUUCCGAGCAGUUAGGUGAUGGCUGGGUGUUGCAUGAAAAGGACGCCAAUGAGCCCAACACGUUCCUCAAGUACAGCCAUAAGAUUAAAUGCCAAGAGUCCAAAGAUAGUGAUUUUACUCUGAUCAAUGUGGAGUAUCACAUAGUCUAUAGUGUGUCGUAUCAAGUGCCCAUGCUAUUCUUCCAAGCCCAUCGAUCAGAUGGAAGUCUCCUCGACUUGGAGGCCACUUGGCGUCUCUUCAUGCCAGACACGGCGUCCAAAGAUCUUUAUCAGAUGCUCACCCAAACAGAGCAUCCCGUGCUGUUCCGUCCGUUCAUGGCCCUGCACCCGUGUCGCACAGCUGAGGUCCUCGACCAGUUCGGACAGCCGAGUGCCAACCGUGUGCUCACCUUCAUCAGCCUUUACGGACCGCAUGUGAAGCUGCAACUGGCGAAUGCCUACGGACUGAGCAAAUGAAAUGUAUUGAGUAUACAUGUGUGGAUAUUAUGAUGUUUGGGGAGCUCUAUAUUACAGUUUUACAUUCGAUUCGCUACCUUUUAUACGGUUUGACCUUUUCAUUGAAUAUUCUACAUAUAUAUAUUAGAGGGCAUUCCAGUGCCGCUCCUCUUCUAGGCCAUGGCACAAAUGAACAUUCAAAUUGUACAGUAAAUAUGGUAACAACUAUAUAUCAGGCUAUUGUUAUAUACGUUGCACUGAUAAAUCUACAUUUCACAAGCAUAAAUUAAGCCCUGCUCAAAUGAACUAAGCUUUGUACGCCAAGGACUAUGCCGCUUAUGGGCCACAUUCAUCUACUUAUGCAUUGCAUAUAUAUUAUCAAUCAUAUAAAGUAUAUUUAUGUAUGUAUUAUCUGUAAUUGUAUCGUAAUAUAUAGUUUACAAGUUCCACUUGUCCUCUCCUCUCGGUUAUUUUCACUUUUAAUGUCAGAUAAAUGUUACAUACUUUCGAUCAUUUCGAUCUGUAUAUUUAGAGCUAGGCAUAGAUAGGUAUGUAAGUACAUACAUAUGUAUAUCCUUAGAGCUAAUUGUACUGUACACAAGCUAGACCAUACUCGCAGUGGAGAGGCUAUGCUUCGGUUCACUAAUGUUAGGUCUUUCAUUUAUAAUUAAUGUUAACUGGCUACUGUGUGGCAUUUGCUGAUCCUCGACGCCGAAGCACGAGAGGCCCCGUCUUUCGACGCGACUUCGGCCUCGUGGGCGCGAGGGCAUCGCAUUGAAAAUGUUUGUUUGCAAAAUUAAAUAGAUUUAUAUGCAUAUUACUUUGCGUCUGCAUUUGUAAUCCAACGAAAUACAUGCAAUACACGUACACAUACAUA
This is a messenger RNA of Drosophila persimilis, 1443 nucleotides long. It is a transcript of the gene Atg10, whose product is annotated as ubiquitin-like-conjugating enzyme ATG10. The record is from RefSeq and is a predicted model, not a curated record. NCBI's taxonomy places the organism in Eukaryota, Metazoa, Arthropoda, Insecta, Diptera, Drosophilidae. Gene Ontology annotation, molecular function: Atg12 transferase activity. Bases 78 to 587 code for a protein of 169 amino acids. The transcript has 5 exons. Gene Ontology annotation, biological process: protein modification by small protein conjugation; protein lipidation; macroautophagy. Gene Ontology annotation, cellular component: intracellular anatomical structure.